AUGACUUCUUCCACCGCCCACGACGCAGCCUUUUUGGCGCAGUCCCGAGUAUCUGAAGUGCUCGCCGGAUAUAUCACUCCCAUCCCACUCGAGCUGUUGACUACUGGGCUGCGAAUCUAUGUCAAGAUUAGACCGUCGUCGAAGGACCGCUGGGCUUUCGACGACUAUCUCAUAGUUUGGGCAACAGCUAUGGGAAUUGCUGUGUGCAUCAGCGGUCUCGUUUAUGGACCUCCUUACGGAUUUGGAAGGCAUAUUGAGGCGGUCCCAAAGCAACAUUUAAAGAUAUUCAUGAUGGGUGACUACGUCUUUAGCCAUUUCUACAAUGCGGCCAUCGUUGGCACGAAGCUCUCGGUCCUCUCACUAUACUAUCGAAUAUUCAUUACACCCAGCUUCCGUUUGACCGUCAUCUUCACGGCUGUCUUUAAAUGGCUUUGGUUCUGCGCUAUGGAAAUCUCGCUUGGUCUGGAAUGCCGCCCUAUCCAAGCUUUCUGGGACGCUAGCGUGAAUGGAAAAAUGUAA
This is a messenger RNA of Penicillium argentinense, 519 nucleotides long. RefSeq lists its product as uncharacterized. The transcript has 4 exons. Bases 1 to 519 code for a protein of 172 amino acids. The record is from RefSeq and is a predicted model, not a curated record. Lineage: Eukaryota; Fungi; Ascomycota; Eurotiomycetes; Eurotiales; Aspergillaceae.